UCGGAGCGGAAGAAGGAAGAGCAGAGGGAAAACAUUCAUCUCCGGUGGAAAAAAUCCUCCACAAACACCGAAUCUGUGCGAUGGAAGUCCCGGGACCGGACAGCGACUGGAGGAGCCCCCAGUUCCGACAGAAAGUCGUCGCUCAGAUUGAAGAGGCCAUGAGAAAGGCGGGAACAGCGCACACCAAGUCCAGCAACGACAUGGAGAACCACGUGUACGUCAAAGCCAAAUCCAGAGAGGAGUAUUUGUCUCUGGUGGCGAGGCUCAUCAUUCACUUCCGAGACAUCCACAAGAAGUCCCUGGGAGGUCCAGAUCCCAUGAAUACCCUGACUAACCUGACAGGGGUUGGAGGGGGCCCUGGCGCCAUUGGCAUGGGGCCUCGCCCCACCGGUGCUCCAGUGGGUGGCAUGGGGGCCAUGGGGCCGAUGCAGAUAGGCCAGCAUGCCAUGGCAGGGGUGGCUGGAAACCCACAAGCCAUAGGGGGUCCAGGCCAGAUGCCGAUGCAGCAGAUGGUGCAAGCGCAGCAGCAGCAGUCCAUCCAGUUCCAGCAGUUCCAGCAGCAACAGCAGCAGCAGAACGCCAUGCAGCAGCAGAACGCCAUCCAGCAGCAGUUCCAGGUGCAGCAGCAGCUGAGGGUGCAGCAGCUGCAGCAGCAACAGCAGCAGCACCAACAGCUCCAGCAGCAGCACCAGAACCAGCAGCAGCAGCAGGCCCAGAACCAGCAACAGCAGAACCAGAUGCACCAGACGAGGAUUCAGCAGCAGCAGCAGCAGCAGCAGAUGGUGCAGCUGCAGCUCCAGCAGCAUGCCCAGGCUCAAGCUCAGGCUCAGGCUCAGGCUCAAGCUCAAGCUCAAGCUCAAGCCCAGGCUCAGGCUCAGGCUCAGGCCCAGGCUCAGGCCCAAGCUCAGGCCCAAGCUCAGGCCCAGGCCCAGGCCCAGGCUCAAGCUCAGGCUCAGGUCCAGGCUCAGGCCCAGACCAUGCAGCACAUGGUUCAGCAGCAGCAGCAGCAGGUUCAGGCCCAGGGUCAGCCUCAGCCGGGUCAGAUGCCUCCACACUCUCAGCAGCAGCAGCAGCAGCCCGGCAUGGUGCCUCAGUCUCUGCCCGGACAGAUGACGUCCGCUCAGCACGUUCCCAUCAACUCGCUGAAUCAGCAGCAGCAGCAGCACCAGCUAAAGAUCCAGGCCUUCCAGUUGGGUCGUCCUGGGAUGCAGAUUCCUAACCGACCUCGAGCCGCCCUCAACCCCUCCAUCCCUCCUCCAAAUGCUGCUGCAGCUGCCGCCGCCGCCGCUGCCGCCGCCGCUGCUGCUGCUGUGGGAGGACAGCCGAUGACGCAGCAGGUGCAGCAGCACUCGAUGAUGUCAUCGCCCUCACCUGUGCAGGUCCAGACGCCGCAGUCGAUGCCCCCUCCUCCCCAGCCGUCACCGCAGCCCCCCACCUCACAGCCCAACUCGGCCAGCUCCGGUCCAACUCCGUCUCCAGGGGGUUUCCAACCCAGCCCCUCCCCUCAGCCCUCACAAAGCCCUGCCACCGCCCGCACCCCCCAGAACUACGGAGUCCCCUCUCCAGGACCCCUUAAUACUCCAGGUAACCCCAGCUCGGUGAUGAGUCCGGCGGGGGCCACAUCUCUGGAGGACCAGCAGUACAUGGAGAAACUCAAACAGCUCUCCAAGUACAUUGAACCUCUGCGCAGGAUGAUCAACAAGAUCGACAAAAACGAAGACAGGAAGAAAGACCUGAGUAAGAUGAAGAGUCUGCUCAACAUCCUGACCGAUCCAAACACCAGGUGUCCUCUGAGGACUCUGCAGAAAUGUGAGAUAGCUUUAGAGAAGCUGAAGAACGACAUGGCCGUGCCGACCCCCCCCCCUCCUCCCGUGGCCACCAAGCAGCAGUAUCUCUGUCAGCCACUGCUGGACGCCGUCAUGGCCAACAUCCGCUCUCCGGUCUUCAACCACUCCCUGUACCGGACCUUCGCCCCCGCUAUGACCGCCAUCCACGGACCCCCCAUCACUGGUCCCAACGUCUCCGGUCGGAAGAGGAAGCAUGAGGAGGACGAGCGGCAGACCAUCCCCAACAUCCUGCAGGGGGAGGUGGCUCGCCUCGACGUCAAGUUCCUGGUCAACCUGGAUCCUUCCUUCUGCAGCAACAACGGCACCGUGCACCUUGUCUGCAAGCUGGAUGAUAAAAACCUCCCCAGCGUUCCCCCCCUGCAGCUCAGCGUUCCUGCUGAUUAUCCCGAGCAGAGUCCGUACUGGGCUGACGACGGGGAGCAGUACGGUGCGAACAGCUUCCUACAGACGGUCCACAGGAACAUGACGUCCAAACUGCUGCAGCUGCCGGACAAACACUCAGUGACAGAACUGCUCAACACCUGGGCUCAGAGCGUCCGCCAGGCCUGUCUGUCUGCAGCCUGAGGCCCCGCCCACUGCCCACCUGACCUCACCUGCUGCAGCCACAGUAACCCCACCCCACACACUGUUUACAUGGACACUACAGUCUGACUCGACAUCAGACCGUUCUCAUGUCUGUGACUCGUCACUUUCAGACAUUUUCAAACUUUAAAGGUUCUGGGUCAAACUGCAACUCAGACCACAUGACUCAGCCUGGUAACAGACUGACAGGUGUGAGGCGUUCAGGGACUAAAGUGAGGGUGGAGGGUAAAAGGAGGAACUGAAACACUUUGGAUCCAGCUGAAGGACCUAAAGAACCUCAUGUUCAGACAAGAACUGCAUCAAGAUCUGCUACAAGGACACAAAUCCCCUCCCCAUUCACCCCUACAGCCACCGUCAGAAACCCUGUGACCUCAAAACCCCCAACACACCUUAAGAACCAGUUUAAGGACCCAAUGAACCCCAAAAUCAACCUGUAGAACCCCCCCAAGGACUAAAGGAACCCUUUAGUUGCAACUGCAAAAAUCAUUUCUGGAGAGAGAACCUUUCAAACACAUUGACUGUACCUGGUUUUCGGUCUCACCUGUCAGACCUGUUUAACUGUCAUAAAUAAUGUGGAUGUGGGAAAUUAUCCAGCUGACGUCACGUAGUCUGAGUCUGACAUUAGUCCUGAGUCCAGCUCCUCACCUGUCAGGUGUCAGCAUCCAGGUUUUAGACGGAGCCACUCGCUUGUAGACAACAUCUCCAGUCAGGAAACGUAAAGGGAAACGAGCAACAGCUCAGCUGUUAAUUUAUCCUGGCUUUUAUUCUGCUCCCUGAACGCAUCACGAGUUUGUUUCUGUUGCUUAUUUAGUUGGAACGAGUUUCUGUUUGAGGUGUAAUUAAGUUUUGUACCACAGAAGAAGAUGAUGAUGAUGAUGUGUGGAAAAAGGUUUGUACACUUUGGUUCAAAGUGAAAAUAUAAAUGUAUUUUCUGCUUUUAUAAAUAAAAACUUGUCAUU
This is a messenger RNA of Seriola dumerili (greater amberjack), 3388 nucleotides long. It is a transcript of the gene med15, whose product is annotated as mediator complex subunit 15. NCBI's taxonomy places the organism in Eukaryota, Metazoa, Chordata, Actinopteri, Carangiformes, Carangidae. The transcript has 17 exons. Gene Ontology annotation, molecular function: transcription coregulator activity. The record is from RefSeq and is a predicted model, not a curated record. Gene Ontology annotation, biological process: regulation of DNA-templated transcription. The coding region runs from base 81 to 2411 and encodes 776 amino acids.